AUGGAGAUUGACCCGGUGGGGAUUGACCCGGUGGAGAUUGACCCGGUGGGGAUUGAUCCGGUGGAGAUUGACCCGGUGGAGAUUGACCCGGUGGAGAUUGACCCGGUGGAGAUUGACCCGGUGGGGAUUGACCCGGUGGAGAUUGACCCGGUGGAGAUUGACCCGGUGGAGAUUGACCCGGUGGGGAUUGACCCGGUGGAGAUUGACCCGGUGGAGAUUGACCCGGUGGGGAUUGACCCGGUGGGGAUUGACCGCGUGGGGAUUGACCCGGUGGGGAUUGAAUUGGUGGAGAUUGACCCGGUGGAGAUUGACCCGGUGGAGAUUGACCCGGUGGGGAUUGACCCGGUGGAGAUUGACCCGGUGGGGAUUGACCCGGUGGGGAUUGACCCGGUGGAGAUUGAUCCGGUAGGGAUUGAUCCGGUGGGGAUUGACCCGGUGGAGAUUGACCCGGUGGAGAUUGACCCGGUGGAGAUUGACCCGGUGGAGAUUGACCCGGUGGGGAUUGACCCGAUGGAGAUUGACCCGGUGGGGAUUGACCCGAUGGAGAUUGACCCGGUGGGGAUUGACCCGGUGGGGAUUGACCCGGUGGAGAUUGACCCGGUGGGGAUUGACCCGGUGGGGAUUGACCCGGUGGGGAUUGACCCGGUGGGGAUUGACCCGGUGGAGAUUGACCCGGUGGGGAUUGACCCGGUGGAGAUUGAUCCGGUGGGGAUUGACCCGGUGGAGAUUGAGCCGGUGGGGAUUGACCCGGUGGGGAUUGAUCCGGUGGGGAUUGACCCGGUGGAGAUUGAGCCGGUGGGGAUUGACCCGGUGGAGAUUGACCCGGUGGAGAUUGACCCGGUGGGGAUUGCCCCGGUGGGGAUUGAGCCGGUGGGGAUUGACCCGGUGGAGAUUGACCCGGUGGAGAUUGACCCGGUGGGGAUUGACCCGGUGGGGAUUGACCCGGUGGGGAUUGACCCGGUGGAGAUUGACCCGGUGGAGAUUGACCCGGUGGGGAUUGACCCGGUGGGGAUUGACCCGGUGGGGAUUGACCCGGUGGGGAUUGACCCGGUGGAGAUUGAUCCGGUGGGGAUUGAUCCGGUGGAGAUUGACCCGGUUGGGGAUCGACCCGGUGCAAGAAGAGAGCCUCAGCUGGGAAUCCUGGUCACGUUGUGGGCCAAAUGGGGCGAUGCGCUGUGUCAAGUUCCUAAUGACCGGAGUUUACUAAAGUCUGGCCCGGCUUUAGGCCAGUCAACAGGCAUUUGGGAACAAUGA
Molecule: messenger RNA, 1254 nt
Organism: Procambarus clarkii (red swamp crayfish)
Lineage: Eukaryota; Metazoa; Arthropoda; Malacostraca; Decapoda; Cambaridae
Source: RefSeq, a predicted model, not a curated record